AGAUCCAACGCACAGAUGAGACUGAAGAGAAGCUCUAAGAAAAAAAUGGCCAUACCGCCCCCACCGGGACCACCGCCACCACCAGGGCCCCCGCCGCCCCCGGCCAUGGGCGGCUUAAAGCUGGGCGGCGGAGGCAAAGGUGGCGCAGAUCAACACUCUGCCCUUCUCAGCUCCAUCCAGAAGGGCACAAAGCUCCGCAAGACGAACACCGUGGACAAGAGCGGGCCGGCAUUGGCGGGGAAGGUGUGUGGAGCAGAUGCCGCAGCCGGAGGCGCCAAACGAACCCUCAACAACAACACCAGCACCAACAACAACAACAGCAGUAGCAGCAGCAGCAACGGCCUUGGCAAUGGAGCCCCCAAAUUGGGGGGCCUGUUCGAAGGCUACUCGCAAAUGCCGAAGCUGAAGCCCGUGAAUGGCUAUCGCAGUAGCAGCAGCAGCAGCAGCGCCCCCACCACCACCAGUCGGAGCAGCAGCGGCGCGGCAACAGCACAACAACAACGCAGUCAUAGCCCCCCCACAGCCGCAACGGCCGCUGCCGCAUCCAGCAACGGACCCAUGGACUUCAACACAGAGCUGGCCAUGCACCUAACACUGAAGCGCCAGAAGGCGCAGCAGAAGCAGCAACAGUCGCCGCACGCACCCAGCGCACAUAUCAAUGCCACAGAAGCAAAUCUGAAAACAAAUCGGGGACCUCCACCGCAACCGCCAAAGCAAACCAACUCAAGUGAUUCGAUAUUGGAGCGCAUGAAUAUCCCACCCCGCACUGCCCCGCCACCAGCUGGCCCCGUCAAAGCCGCCUCGCCCACGCUCUCGGAGAGCGGCAGCAACAGCAGUGCCAGUGCCAGUGGCAGCGUCAAGAGCAAGGCGGCCAAUCUGAAUAUCUCGUUAGGGAAUAGUUUUGUAAAUAGUUCGAUGGCAAAGACCGCCGCGAGUGCCUCCACGACGUCGCUGAGCUCGAGCAAAACGUCCGCGGCGGGAUCGAUGCGCAACCUGGCGCCCAAUAAGUCAACGCUGUUCGGUGGUGCUGGUUCUUCUAUUGGUGUUGGUUCACAGCAAACCUCGCUCCCAUCCUCCACCGCCAGCAGUACGCCCACACCGCCGCCGGCUCAACCGCAGUCCCAAACGCAGUCGCAGUCCCAGUCGCAGCAGCAGAAGCCGGCCAUCAGCUUUGGCAAGCCAAACUUUGCUCCAAAGCCGCCGGGGCUCCAGCAGUUGAUUCUGGUUAACGGACAGCAGCGUCCGGCGGUGACGCGGCACCACAGCAUGAAGUCGCCCAGGUCUCCGCCAGCGGCUGGGCCUAUGUUCCCCACCCAGCAGCAUUUCGGGACCAUGCGGGCUCCGCUGCAGCUGCAGGGCAGCGACGGAAGCGUCGCCAGCAUGCGCUGUGCCCCCAAUCCACCAAAGUCACGGCCAUCGGUGAAGCCCCCUCCACCGCCAACACCAGCGCGCAGCUUCUCCAACAGCAACUUGAGCAACAUCGGAGCUGGAGCAUCUACGGCGCCGUUUAGUGCCGUGAACACGGCCCUGGUGCAGAGUGCGGCGUUCACGACGCAGGCCGCCUCGACUCCCAUCACCCAACCGCCCUCCAGCUCGAGCAGCAGCAGCAGCGUGGCCGCCCUGCGUGACCAGUUCCGUGCAGUCGGCAUCGGGAACGGAAUGAACGGUGGGAAUGGCAAUGCCUCGCCACCGCUGCCGCCGCUGCCUGCCCCGGCGUCUGUUUCGUCGGCCUCAUCAUCGGCCACGGCCAGCCCCAAAUCUUCGACCGUCAGGCCGAUCAUACUGAAUGGGGGACCCAUCAAUCCACCAGCCCCGCCGCCCCACCGCAGCUGUCCGCCUCCACCGCCGCCGCAGCGACAAUCGAGCACUAAUGUUCGAGUGAAGAACUGGUUGUUCAAGAGGCUGUUCUCGCUUAGGCAAUUUCUGAAUCGGAACACCAGCCGCGGCCGCCCACCAUUCAAGGUUAUCCAAAUGCUGAUGCUCAACGGCAAGCGCAACGCUGGAUCCGGAUCCGGUUCGGGGUCGGGGUCGGUUGCUGGAGCGCCAGUGCCGCCACAGCGGCACUCCUCCAUACGGCCCAAUGCCCCGCUGACGCCACCCACGCACAUGGCCAACGCCUCGCAUCAGUUUGGCAGCAAUUCCGGACUGUCGGUAGGCGGAGGAGCAGUAGCUGCAACUGGAGCAGGAGGAGCCACUGUGGGGCGUCUGGUCAUCGAUCUGGAGACCAAGUUCGGGAAGCGAUUCCACAACGUGACCGAGUUCCCCAAGCCGCCGCCGUUUCUUAAUAUACAAAAAAUCUAUCCUAGUCGAACGUUUAAGGCGAGCAACGCUGCCGCUCAGACGCCAAGCAACAACAACAUCGGCAUUAACAACAACAUUACGGCUGUCUGCAACAAUAAUGCCAGCACGAAUUCAACGACAACGGGGGGAGCUGCAUUGCCGCCAGCACUGAAGCCAGCCUAUGCACCACUGAAGAAGCACCGGGCACCGGCACCACCGCCACAGGCAGGCGUGGCCGCUGCCACAGUGUCCGUGAUACGGCAAUCCAGUUUCCUGUACGGCGGCGGAGCAGCCGGAACGGCUGGCAGUGGCUCCCCCGUUCGACCCCAAUCCCAGGCGGCGGGGAGUGUGGCUCGCAACUCGACGGUCUGCUGAGGUCCCUCAGGGGAUUCCAUAUCUAUGCCCAUGAGUUGUACAUAAAGGCGGAUGUACUGAUAUACGGAUACAAGUGUACUAUAGCUGCGCUGGGGUACGGAGUGAUUGUGCAAAAGCCUAUUGUUCAAAAUUAAAGUAAAAGUGCAUAAAAUAAAAAAAGGAACAAUAACAAACACUCACCAGAGCAGAGGGCACGGCACACGCAUCAAAAUCUAUGUAUGUAUCUCUCUGUAGCGUCUUCCCUGGCAGCACUUGGCAAGCAAACCCUUAACAAGAGUUCUGUAUAUAGGAAUUAGCACCUAAUGUUAGUGAAAUUAUGAAAACAGCAAUAUAGCAGCAAUCUUUUAUAUGCAUAAUAUUGUGUCUGUAUGUAUGUAUGUUUCAAUAUGAUUAUAUUGUAUUUAGGAGCGCCUCUAUAUGAAUAUCUUACUAGACUGAACAUGUUAAAACCCAACAACUAAUUAAUAUAAAUACAAGUAUACACGAUACUUGGAGGGGAAUACUCUGCACUGGGAUACUCCCCUAGAGCAAUACACACAACACGAAGAAUGUUAGAUGCAAUACGUAUACUGAACAGAAGCACAACUGAGAGCAUUUCAACGAAUCUUGUCACACAUCCAUUUUAGAGUCGUUUCAUUAGUUGAAAUACCCAAAUUUGUGUGAUAAAAUCUCUAAAGUAUCUAAUCUAUGAUCUAUCUACGAGUAUCAUCCCACGAUUGGUGAAAAUUUGUUAAAUCUUUUUGGCCAUACAUAGGCACUAUUGAAUGUAUGCAGAUUAUCAUGUAAUACGAGUACUGUGCUACAUAAUUAUUAUUAUUAUUAUUGAAUUCAAUCAUUGUUGUUAGACUUGGUGUCACUAGAAGUAUUAACCAGCAUUUAACAUAACGAUUUAUUCAGCAUCCGAAUCAUUACAGUUAUCAGAUAAAUAAAUUCCAAAAUCA
This is a messenger RNA of Drosophila obscura, 3596 nucleotides long. It is a transcript of the gene Vrp1, whose product is annotated as WAS/WASL-interacting protein family member 1. Gene Ontology annotation, biological process: actin filament polymerization. NCBI's taxonomy places the organism in Eukaryota, Metazoa, Arthropoda, Insecta, Diptera, Drosophilidae. Gene Ontology annotation, molecular function: microtubule binding; actin binding. Gene Ontology annotation, cellular component: actin filament; cytoplasm. The record is from RefSeq and is a predicted model, not a curated record.